AUGGCUGGCAUCGAAAACCCAAAGCCCCAAUACGAUGCAUUUGCGACCUCAUACGACCUGGUCUGGACGACCCCCGCCGUGAAACCCCUCCUCCCGCUGUUGAGGUCAACCAUCAGCUCCUUCGGCCCAUUGGACGGCUCGUCCGUUUUAGAUCUCGCCUGCGGCACAGGAAUCGGCCUGCGACUUGCAGGCUCUCUCGGCGCCACCAAGCUGGUCGGAGUCGACAUCUCCCCUCAGAUGCUCGGGAUAGCCAAGACGACAACCCCGGGCGCCGCUUUCCACACGGCGGACUGCAGCAAGCCCUUGGGCGGGCUCGGACUAGAACCUGGGAGCUACGAUGUAGUGCUUGGUUUCUGGCUGCUGAACCAGUGUCCCUCAUCCACCGAGAUGCGCGGGAUGUGGGAAAAUGUUGCGACAUUCCUCAAGUCUGGGGGCAGAUUCGUGGGCGUCAUUGAGAAUCACGACAUUGUGCACCCCAUUGGUGUGCAGAGCUUCAAGUACGGCGCUCAGGAGACGAACGUCACGGAACUCGAGAACGGCCAGGGCUGGACUGACCACGUUGAGUUUCUGACGGAACCCAAAGUUGAACUCGAUGGGUUCAGGUUGAGGAAGGGGAUUCUGGAGUCGGAGGCCAAGAACGCUGGGAUGGGUGAGAUUUUCUACCAUGCUCCGGUAAUGGAGCACGUUAAAGAGACAGGCACUGCUGGAAACGAGGAGGGCGAAGAAGGAGAAUGGUGGGAUGACCUGUUGAAUGAGCCCCCGAACUUUGUCAUUGUGGCCCAGAAGCUCUGA
Molecule: messenger RNA, 792 nt
Organism: Diaporthe citri
Lineage: Eukaryota; Fungi; Ascomycota; Sordariomycetes; Diaporthales; Diaporthaceae
Exons: 1
Coding region: 1-792 (263 amino acids)
Source: RefSeq, a predicted model, not a curated record